CUGAACGACCCUUUCUGUGCGCCUGCAGCCUCUCUCUGGUCAAUAGAGUAGGUGUCGCCUCUCUUAGCAGUUAGCUCCACCAAUGCUCUCUCUCAACCCUUUACACCAGCUGCAUGCAGCACCUUUAUUACCCUCAACACAGCCCAAAGCUUCUCCCCGUUUCUGCCCUCUGCGCCACUCUAUCACUUCCAACAACCACGCUGCCAUCUUCUCUCUUCGCCAUCGCCGAGAACUCUGCGUGCGAGCCUUCGACACUCCUCAGCCGUUUGACUAUGAAUUCAAGCUCGCCGCUCAUCAUGCUCAUCUCCACUCCUGCCAGCAUCUCAAGAUUGCCAUCAUUGGCUUCGGAAACUUCGGGCAGUUCCUGGCAACCACCCUCGUCCGCCAAGGCCACACCGUACUCGCCCACUCUCGCUCUGACUACUCCGACGCCGCCAAGUCCCUCGGCGUUUCCUUCUUUUCCGACCCCCACGACCUUUGUGAAGAACACCCAGAAGUCAUUCUGCUCUGUACGUCUGUAAUCUCCACCGAAUGGGUCGUCAGCUCCCUCCCUCUCCAGCGACUCAAGCGUAGCACCUUGUUCGUCGACGUUCUUUCUGUCAAGGAGUUUCCCAGAGACAUACUUCUCGAACUUUUGCCCUCCGAUUUCGAUGUGAUUUGCUCUCACCCAAUGUUCGGACCCCAAAGCGCUAGACACAACUGGAACGGACGUGCCUUUGUUUACGAAAAGGUUCGAAUUGGCAAUGAAGAAUCGAGGAUUUCGCGGUGCGAGAAGUUCCUUGAUAUUUUCGCGAGAGAAGGGUGUAGAAUGGUGGAGAUGUGCUGCGAGGAGCACGACAAGCACGCGGCGGGGUCGCAGUUUAUUACCCAUACGGUUGGGAGGGUCUUGGAGCUGUUCAACUUGGAGUCCACGGCUAUUAAUACCAAGGGGUAUGAGGCCUUGUUGGAUUUGGUUGAGAACACGGCCGAGGACAGCUUUGAUUUGUAUUACGCGCUAUUCAUAUACAAUAAGAGCGCUUUGGAGAUGUUGGAGAGGUUGGAUUUGGCUUUCGGGGCGUUGAGGAAUGAACUCUUCGGCCGGUUGCAUAAUGUGGUGAGGAAACAAUUGUUUGAGAAGGUGCAGGACAGUUACGCUUGGCCUGGAAAUGGUGCUGCAUUGUCUUCUUCUGCAUUGGUUGUGAGGUCUCAGGAUGCUCAACCAUACGAGUACAAAGGGCAGAUCUCUGAGCGCUUUGAUGACAACUUGAAACUAAAAAUUGCAAUAGUUGGAUUUGGAAACUUUGGUCAGUUCCUUGCAAAGACCAUUGUACGCCAAGGGCACACGGUUUUGGCGUAUUCUAGAUCGGACUACUCUGAUAGAGCUAAAAAAUUAGGGGUUUCUUACUUCUCUGAUGCAGAUGAUCUUUGUGAAGAGCAUCCAGAAGUGAUUCUUCUUUGUACUUCCAUUCUUUCUGCUGAGAAAGUUCUGAAGUCAUUGCCGCUUCAAAGAUUGAAAAGGAGUACUCUGUUUGUGGAUGUACUUUCUGUGAAAGAAUUUCCAAGAAGUUUGUUUCUUCAAAAUCUGCCACCAUAUUUUGAUGUUCUCUGCACACAUCCUAUGUUUGGACCCGAGAGUGGUAAAAAUGGGUGGAAUGAUCUUUCUUUUGUUUAUGAUAGGGUUAGGAUUGGAAGUCAGGAAUCAAGAGUAUCGCGGUGCGACCAGUUUCUUGAUAUUUUUGCACGAGAAGGGUGCCGAAUGGUGGAAAUGUCUUGUGCAGAGCAUGAUUGGCAUGCGUCAGGGUCACAGUUCAUCACUCACACAAUGGGAAGGGUUUUGGAAAAGUUAGGGUUGGAGUCAACACCAAUUAACACAAAGGGUUACGAGACACUGUUGAGUUUGGUGGAGAAUACUGCAGGGGAUAGCUUUGACCUUUACUAUGGCUUGUUCAUGUACAAUGUAAAUGCGAUGGAACAGCUAGAGAGGUUGGACCAUUCUUUUGAAUUGUUGAAGAAGCAGCUCUUUGGGCGGUUACAUGGUGUUCUUCGGAAGCAACUGUUUGGGAAUGCAGAGAAGCUCCAAAUUUCGUGGGAAAGACAAGUGUUGCCACAAGUAUCUCAAAGCAGUGCCGCAUUGGCAUCUUCUUUGGAGACUGUCCAAAACAAUUGAGUUCCAUGUUCCAGCCAUUUGGCAAGCGGUACUCGUACGUCUUCUUGGAUUAAAAAAAUUAAAUAAAAGCAUGGUUCGGAAGUUUGAACCCUGAGAUUUUUAAGGUUCAAGCACUUUGGCUUUGCAUGUAACUAGAGGUAGAUAUAGUUAUUUGAGAUUUUAUAUGCAAUAUUCAGAUCCUUAGUUGUGUCAUUGCUGGUACCUAGAUUUGGAAAAUAAAAUCCAAUUUGAGGAUUCAACAUUCUAUUAUCAAAUAUAGUGUGCUGUUAGUAGCUGGUUUGAAAUUUUA
Molecule: messenger RNA, 2435 nt
Organism: Juglans regia (Persian walnut)
Lineage: Eukaryota; Viridiplantae; Streptophyta; Magnoliopsida; Fagales; Juglandaceae
Product: arogenate dehydrogenase 1, chloroplastic-like
Exons: 2
Coding region: 83-2146 (687 amino acids)
Biological process (GO): L-tyrosine biosynthetic process
Molecular function (GO): prephenate dehydrogenase (NAD+) activity; arogenate dehydrogenase (NADP+) activity; prephenate dehydrogenase (NADP+) activity
Source: RefSeq, a predicted model, not a curated record